Gastrolobium bilobum is the source of this 1179-nucleotide messenger RNA. Its product is annotated as serine/threonine-protein phosphatase 7 long form homolog. Gene Ontology annotation, biological process: meristem development; meristem maintenance. Lineage: Eukaryota; Viridiplantae; Streptophyta; Magnoliopsida; Fabales; Fabaceae. The record is from RefSeq and is a predicted model, not a curated record. The transcript is spliced from 4 exons. The coding region runs from base 1 to 1179 and encodes 392 amino acids.
AUGGAACAAGAAAAAAGUGUUGGAGUUGAAGCACAAGUAAAAGAGUACAAAGAAAAGAGGCCUUUUGACCAUGCUGAUGUGAGUUUUCAAAUGUAUCACCGGAAUGAUUUCGAGGUGAAAUGUAUUGCCGGAAUAAUGCAUAACGACGCGGUGGACAAUGUACCGUUUUCAGUCGCGUUUUGUUCCAAACCGCGUUACAUGCAACAGAAAUCACGUGACAAUCGGUUCAUGGCACGUGAAGUGAUUAAUCCGGGUCCCGAAGAUUACAGUGUGUUGAGAAUUGAUGUGCAAGAAACACAUGUGUCCCAAGUUGUAUGGAACUCGGGAUUGCAGAGGGUUCUCAAAGUUCGUAGAGCAACGCACGGGAAGGAGUCAGAUCCGCAUGAUCCGGAUCACAUUCCGGAGCCAGUGGUGGAGCACCUUAGGCGUGCAGGCUUUUAUCAUGUUGCACGCAUGCAUCAUAUGCCGAUUGAUCAUUCACUUAUUAGUGCUCUGGUUGAGCGUUGGCGCCCAGAAACACAUACAUUUCAUAUGCCGCAAGGCGAAGUGACCAUUACUCUUCAAGAUGUGAAUGCUAUUCUUGGAUUGUCAUCAGACGGGGAACCCCUUAUUGGACCGACAUCCGCAAAUUGGAGUAAUGUUGUACAACAAAUGCUAGGACAUCAACCUUUGCCGCAUGAGAUUGAGGGAAGCUAUUUGCGAAUGUCCUUCAUAGAUCGACACUAUGGACAUUGGGUUGCGCACCAAGGCAUGCCUCAUACUGAACUCCUCUAUUCACGGGCUUAUAUAUUACGCCUCAUUGGUGGAUUUCUUUUUAGUGACAAGUCAGGGAAUAAGGUUGCCCUACGAUUUUUGCCAUUUCUAGAUGGGGAUUUUUCGGGUAUGACCACGUAUAGUUGGGGCGCAGCAGUGUUAGCACUCCUCUACAGGGAAUUGUGCAUGGCGACAAACCCAGCCCAAAAUAUUAUGUCUGGUUGCCUGACCUUGUUGCAGAUAUGGGCAUGGUCCAGAUUCCCCCCCAUUGCACCAUUUAUACCACCUGAAACCGAUCCAAAUGAUCAUUACGAAAGAAGAUUUAAUAAUUUUCCAAGGCGGAUACGACCAAAGGAUUUGAUGCACUAUAGAUCGACACUUGACACUAUGAGCAGAACCGAUGUAGGAGUUUGUACAUGGCUUUAG